ACGUUGAAGCUGCGAGUCUCAUGGCAGCUUGUCCUCAAACUCAGACCCGUCAGAAAACUCCGCGCAGCUUUUGGCUUCACUGUAACCCGAUUCUACUUCCGCGACGUCGUUACCGUGAGACAGCGGAUAAUUCAAGGACUGGUGAAGGGUUAAAAUGUCUGUAUUGCUGCUCUCUUCAUACAACUUUACUCUGUCCAGCGAAGCGACCACACCCUCCGAGCUUCCUCAUACUGACGCGGGAGCGCGCAGCACCACUUUGAAUCCCUGGGAAUAACGGCUCCUCUUUUGGCUUAAUUUACGCGGAGACUAGAGCUGUUCAGAGACCUCUGACUGGUUAUGGAGAUAAAAAACGAGUCUCUACGGAGGAUAUGCCGGGCCACACACUCUCUAGUCUCGAGUUAAGACGCCUAGGAGGAGGGCGCACGGAAGGACGACGCAUAUGGAGUCUAAGCGACUUCUGGCUUCUAACCCAGGGCUGAGUUUGAAAAAGAAGAGGUUGAAAGUGGAAACUCGGCCUUUCCUGUUGGAUUUAACCUCGACAGACUCAUGAAACGAUGGUGCUGAAGGGAAACGGUCGUCUUCCUGCUGUCCAGGAGAGCUGCCCGGGUGGUGUCCCCUUUCUAAUCGGCAUGAGGCGGCCACAGUCCGUGGAAACAAGUGGGACAAGACAUGGGUGCUGCUGCUUCAGGCUACUUCAUGUUUCCAAGCGAGUGGACAUAAAAUGACAUCCUGUUGAUUUAUUUAAAAAAGAGACUGAAAUUAUCUUCUAGUAAAUGUCGAGGUUAUAUUUUCGUAGCUAGCCCUAAAAACGUCAAAGUACGUCUUAUUUUAGAAAUAUCACAGAAGAAUGAGCAAAUAUAAUGACGUGGAAAUGCGAUAAGAGGAAAAUUAGUUUUUGAAAUCAAUUUGAUUAACCUUACUGUGCACUUUGUCUCCAUAUGAGACAUCGUGGUAGCACUGCAGUUUUCUAAAUUCACUACCUGGGAGGUUUUCAAGAUUCAAGGUUAACUUUUGUGAGAAUUUGACAGGCUCUUCUUCCAUGCUGCAGUCAGAGACACAUUUAUCAUCAUUUACAUUGAAUAUAGAAUAUUAACAAUACGUGUACUGAAGCAGCUUGGUUGCAGCAGAGCAGUGUCAAACAUUUAAAAUAUUGACUUUUGGAUGUAGUGGGCAUUUAAGUUAAACCUUCAAGAUAACAGCAAGUGUCUUAAGCAGUUGUUUGAUUUCAAAUCGAAACUUGACCAAUAACGGGGGCAGAUAAAGAGGAAUAUGUCCAGUCAAAGUUAUUGUGACAUAUUCAUUUGGAUGUGACAGUAAUGCAGUGAUGAGGUUUUGCUCUUUCUUCAUGUUUACAGAGAGAUUAUGUGACAACAUUUAAUGGAUAGCCGAUUAUCUGAAGGAUUAUAAGGAAGACUGUUUGGCCAGUUGAUAUUUAAGAGUUGACUUGGAAACAAUACAAUGCAUUGUGCAGCAGCAGAAAACUAUAAAUAACCUCCCCAGAUCACCCCUCCUUAUUAUGGCUAGUGGUGGUUCUGGCAAAUCUGCAAGUGAGGGAUCACCCAGCAUACCCAGCGGCAGUUUGCAGCACCGGAAGCGCCUCUCCUCCAUCUGUGACAACUGUAAGGCCAAGAUGCAGCUGGUGGCCGACCUCCUCCUGCUGUCCAGCGAGACCAGGCCGGUCAUGACGUCUGAAGGCGUGGCAGUGGCGGACACCUUCGACCAAUGCCGCGACACGGUCAUAGCGAGGACUAAAGAGCUCUCCAUUCUCACUCAUGACAUCCAGAGCCAGCUCAACAUGGGCCGCUUCACCGAGGUGGGAGACCGUCUCCUGGAGAUGGCUGACUUGGUGGUGUCUCUGACGGAGUGCUCGGCUCACGCUGCGUACCUGGCGGCCGUGGAGACCCCCGGCUCUCAGCCCUGCCUGCCGGGUCUGGUGGAUCGCUACAAGGUUACCCGCUGCCGGCACGAAGUGGAGCAGAGCUGCAGCGUCCUCCGAAUCACGCCCCUGCCAGACCUGACCCCCCAGCUCCUCCUGGAGCUGUCCCAGAACAUCUCCACCAACCUGAAGAAUCUGACGGACAUCUCGUCUCUCGCCAGCGAGCGGUCCAGAGAUCGCUUUGCGAAGGAGCAGUUCAAACUCAGCGUCAAGAGCAUGAGCACAAGCGGCACGGCCUUUCUGGCGUGCGUCAAAGAGGUGAAAACGCAGCCCAGCGAGCUGACCAGGAACCGCUGCGUGCUCUUCAGUGCCGCUCUGGUCCAGGCUGUGAACGCCCUGGUCGGGUUUGCCACAGAGCCUCCAUUCCUGGGAAGAGCUGCGAGUAUCUCCAGUGAAGGGAAGGGGGUACAGACUGCAGUGUUAGGGGGGGCCAUGAGUGUGGUGUCAGCCUGCGUCCUACUAACUCAGGGCCUAAGGGACGUCGCACAGCACCCGGAGAGCAGCUCCAAGAUGGCUGACUACCGUGAGCGCCUUCGUAAUUCUGCCUGUGCUGUGUCGGACGGCUGCACUCUGCUCACGCAGGCACUCAGAGAACGCUCGUCUCCAAGGACUCUGCCGCCAGUCAACUCUCAUUCUGUGAAUUAGUUUAGGACGAGGCGUCUCACGCUCCACGCCCCUCUGUCCUACUCUGACGUACCAAAGAGACUCACCUGGGUUAUCCCGGUUCAUCAGGUUUAAAGACGAGUAACAUCCGAAGAAGGCUGUCUGUGUCUGUUCAUGUGGCUGAAGUGUGGUAGAACUAGGGAUGCACGAUAUUGGGCUUUUCCGAACACAAUUUCACCAGAAGUGAUAGAUUUUUUUUUGCUUAGUUGUGUUUGUGAGAAUCUAGAUUUAGAAAAAUGAAAAUCUUGAGUUCAGGCAACGUGUUUGGGGCACCACCUGCAUAAAUACAAACAUGCAGUAAAGGGCCACAUCUGACUAUGAGGCGUCUCCCUCACAUUAUAACUGGGCAGUCUGCUCUGUAUAUCUGCUGACCAUUUAAGCAUUUUUAUUUUCUUUAUAUAAAAAAGAUUACCUCCUGGAAUCAUUAUAAUAUUAAACAAUAAGGCACUACUUUUUACAAUUUUUUUUCAAAUUUAAAGAAAAAAAUUCUGGCCCUGAUUGUCUUCCGUCCUCUUCUUAUUUGCUGUUUUCUUUUUAUGUCCAUCCUUAAAACCCUGUAAUGUGUGGCAGCAAAUGUUAAUUUUUCCAUAAUGAUGAUAUAGCGAUUUAUUGUGCAGUCCUGAGUAAAAAUUGUGCCUUUUUGAGGGAGCUUUCACUUUAAAAAUUAAAAUUAGUUCUCCCAAUUAAACAACAAGUUUUCAUGGUGGAUCCCCAAGAUAAUCCUGUUUGAAGUAACACACAAAAACUGAUCCUCUAAAGCAUUGGUUCCCAACCUGUGGUCUGGGCAUCCCUAGGGUGGACGCCAAAGAUCUCAGGGCCCUGUCUGCUCUGACAUCAAAAUAGACAUGCAUAUGUUUUGUAAAAAUCAUGAUUGGUAACACAGUGAACAAUGGGCCAUCCUAAAGAUGAAAAAUCUCAACGUAUCAGUUCAAGUUUGACAAAAGAAUAAAGUUUAGAUUUUUGAGGAAAAACUAAUUUUUUAAGAUGAUAAAAUUGUAUAUUAACAAGAAACCAAACUCAAAAGUUCAGAGUCUUAAAAAUGUGGAAAUCUGACAUCAUAAACUCAAAAUGUGAAGUUUUUAAUGUAAUAAAUUUACAACAUUGUACCGUCAGAAAGUUACAAGAAACCAAGCUGAAACAGAGCUGGGAUAGUCCCAUUUCCCUGAAAUGUCUCUUCUGAGUCCACAUGGUAAUGGUGAUGAUUCUGGACUUCACAGGGACCCCCUUACUGAUCAGCCCCAGUAAAAUUAUACUCUGAUAUGGCUCUCAUCUUAAGGAUUUGUACAAGGAAAUUUGGCUUCAUCUAGUUGGAUUUUCUUCAAAGCAGUUGGCUAUUUUUGACUUAAUAAUCUCAAAAAGACUUUAACGUAGAUCUAUGACUUUUGAAACUUGAAAGCAUUUCUUAGACACAAGUAGGGGUGGGCCCUAGGAAAAAAGGUUGGGAAACACUUCCACAGGUGUGUUCCUCACUUUAGUAUUCAUAAAGCUCCCCUUCUUUUAUUUUAGAAAGCUGAACCUCAAAGACCCGCAUGAAAAAUGAUGCAUUGAUGUCAGAAAACUUCCCUGAUUUUAAUUUUUUCAUUGAUAAACAUUGAGAAGUAGGUCAGCAUGAUUAAUUAAUCAAGGGUGAAAAUGUGAUUAAAAAAUGCAUGCUGAUUAAUCGCACUCUGAUGCUAUCACAUAACCGGCUAAAAUAGCUUUGUAACAUUGAAUGGAACACAAAAAUUAUUUGUGCUCUUACUUUUUUUUAGAAUUUUAUGGAUAAAAUCCAUCUUCUACAGAUUAACACCACUCUAGAUUAACUUGUGUACAAUCUGUCGUCAGUCUCCACUUCUUCUGUUUCAAAUGCUAGUAGAAAAUUUUGAUGCCAUCCAGACACGUCUUUUCUUUUAUGUUACUAAUGUUCUUAAAUCUACCAGUAAUGCAGUCUUUCUAAAAAUAUGUGAUUAAAUGCAGUUACUUAAUUACAAAGCUUGUAAUUAAUAAGAUAUUUUUUAUUGACUGACAGCACUAGUUAUAGCAGGAUUUUAUGUUUUUAUGUGUGCAAAUUUAAUUUUGACAACCUCAGAGCAGACCGAGCCUUGAGUCCCCUCCGAGAUCUUGAGCGUACUUUCUGAUGGGUCCCUGACCCCAGGUUUGGAACCAAUCAAAUAAACUGCAAAAAUUCAAACUAGGACUAAGGACAGAGUUCUGCAUUUUUCAAAAGCUGAAAAUCAGUUACACUUUAGCUUAUUGGUGCUGCUGUUGAGUCUUUUUGGUUGUGUGGCGUAACGCCACUUAAUCAUGUAAGAAGCUCAGAGCUCAUCAGCAUUGUACGCCAAAAGUGGUGCUUUGAACCGUCUGCUUAAAAAAAGAGGUUGGCAUGUUCCUUUAACACUGGCUUUAUCUGCUGUGGGACAGUUUUUCUCCUCACUCUUGGAUCAACCAUGAAAAUUCUCCUAAACUUUGUAGAAAGUCCUGUUGGUUAAAAAUCUAAUGUUGGAAUUAGCAGAAUAAACGUUACUUAGCUCACUUUGUGAGCUCGACAGGUGUAUUGUGAGAUGUUCAAGGUCAGUCUGGAAAAAUAACUGUUAGGAGAGUGUGAAUAAAAAGUCAUCAUGUGUUAAAGUAGAGACAACAGUGGACACUUGAAGAAAUUCAAUUAAAAUAUUGUUCUGCUUCCACAGACUAAAUGCUUCUAUAUAAAAAUGAUGCCCUGUUCAGUUGAUAUAUCCACAGUACAUUUCAGUUCAUUUUUCCACACCUGCCUGUACUGACAUUUUGCCGACAAUAUCGUGCAUCCCUACUAAAAACAGCCUCCUUGGGGUUUGAUGUCGCGCUGGAUGCGAGUCUCCCAACCACCUCAGCCGUCUGACCCCGUCCUGGGCUCACCUGACGGACCGCAGACGCCUUCAAACCUGAAACGUUUACCUCAGUUUUGUUGUUUGGUGAAAGCGCCAGCCUCCGUGAUGGAUGUAGCCCCGCUGUGUGAACCUCUGAUUGGCCGACCUGCUCGGUUACACGUGCUUGUGAGAUUUGAUCGAGUGAUCCGAGUGUCUCAAUGCUUGUUUUUUUUUUUCUCAUUGUGUGAAAUCUAAAUUUGUAAAAGCUGCUGUGAGUGUGUGCCAUAGGUUUUUACACUAUUUACCAGACUUACCCUAGUAUUUGAAAGUGUUUUGAACAUGCAUGUA
Molecule: messenger RNA, 5769 nt
Organism: Cheilinus undulatus (humphead wrasse)
Lineage: Eukaryota; Metazoa; Chordata; Actinopteri; Labriformes; Labridae
Gene: tlnrd1
Product: talin rod domain containing 1
Exons: 1
Coding region: 1517-2581 (354 amino acids)
Molecular function (GO): actin binding
Source: RefSeq, a predicted model, not a curated record